AUGCGGUAUGACGACAGGUACACACCUCUGCUGCAGAGGGCUGGCCUGGAUGUCAUAUCGUAUCAGGUUCGUCGUGGGUUGCCUCCAAUUAACCCCGCGGCGAUCACAGCUUUGGUUGACAGGUGGAGGCCAGAAACUCAUAGUUUCCACCUACCUUGUGGAGAGAUGACUGUUACACUCCAGGACACUCAGAAGAUCCUGGGUUUGAGUGUUAGAGGUCGUCCAGUUAUCGGACACUGCAGGCCCGAUGGUUGGAGGGCCAGAGUUGAGGCCUUCCUUGGAAGACCACUUCCUCCGGAGGCACCGACGCAGCGCACCACUGGGGUACCAAUUGCUUGGCUUAGGCAGAGCUUUGGUAAUUGUCCGGCACAUGCGGACCAGGAGACAGUUGCCUACUACUGUAGAGCUUGGAUCUUGCACCUAUUUGGGUGUGUUCUUUUCCCUGACGCGACAGGGGACACUGCAUCGUGGAUGUACCUCCCGUGCCUCACUGACUGGGACACCACAGGUACUUACAGCUGGGCUUCGGGAGUGCUGGCUUACCUAUACCGUAGCCUUUGUGAGGCGUGUCGUCGGACCGCAAGUAGUUCUUCCGUUGGUGGUUGUGUUUACGUACUGCAGCUUUGGAUGUGGGCUCGUCUUCCAGUUGGACGGCCCAUAGUUGACGCUCCUCGGGAAUGGUUUGCAGUGGGCAACCCUCGUCACCGUCCGACGUUUGCCCAUCUUUGGGACCAGGCGAAAGUCGCCUUCAGCAGGACUUCACGUGCGUACGUACAGUAUGCCAAUGAGCUCGACACGCUUAGGCCCUCCAUGAUCCAUGCUUGCUGA
Molecule: messenger RNA, 828 nt
Organism: Sorghum bicolor (sorghum)
Lineage: Eukaryota; Viridiplantae; Streptophyta; Magnoliopsida; Poales; Poaceae
Product: protein MAIN-LIKE 1-like
Exons: 4
Coding region: 1-828 (275 amino acids)
Biological process (GO): meristem development; meristem maintenance
Source: RefSeq, a predicted model, not a curated record